CUCAAUUUGUGAGCGGACUGAACGAGCCCAUUAUAAUGGUGUAGAAACCGCAAACAAAUUUUCCUUUCCCGCCGUCGAGCCAAGUUCAUUACGAGGUAAGCCGAGCGUCGAGCGUCGUGAAUCGUUGACUUGUGUUUAGGGGUGCUCUCUCUCUCUCUCUCUCUCUCUCGAGCUGCGCACGCACCUAUGACUAGCAGCUUGCAGCAGACGAAAUCGCCGUCUAGCUCCCACCGUACGUAAUGUGUACAGACCUUACACACUGCAUGUAAACAAACGGUAUAAUAUGCAGUGCCACUUCCCCGUGUUAUAUUCACAGUGCUAGGCAUAUUAUGCGAGAAUCUACGGCAUCGCGUUGGACUGAACGUGGAACUACGAAUCUGACAACCAGGAGCUUUCAGAAUCCCGGAUAAUUGCACGUUUUUAGUCAACUACCACGAAAGAGGAUUGUUCAUAACCGUCAGGCAAGGAAAAGUGAAGGAUUGUCAUCAGAAUACUGUUGAAAAUCAGAACUCUGUGUGGAUAAAAACGACGCUAGCAGCGACGAGAACGGCCGCGGUCUGUACGAGGCGUUGACAAAUUUCAACCCCAGAAGCUCUGGCUGACGCGACUGGAGCUUCCCCGAUGUAAGCAGCACUAGCUCGUGAAGACAUCCACACUUCUAUGCGUUGAUUUGACUUCUGAAGUGUGCUCCUCCUUCCACCAUUUCGCUGAUUGCUCCGGAGUUGCGUGCUGUUGCUUUGGACUGCCGUGUUUUACCUUCAGAGGUUUCUUGUUUACUCGAGGGUUUUGAUGUUUCAUUUCUACGGCUUCUGAUGCUAGUAUUCUCCCACGUUAUAGUUCCAGGAGAAGCCCCACUACCCGUCAAUCAAUGCGAGAGACUUCGGGUAGAUCACUCCACCAAUAUAUAUAGCGAGGGAUUCUCGGUAAGAGCAGCAUUCGUAUAGUCGCCUUCGGUCGAUGAAUACCCUACCUCUCGUUCUCUCUACCUGCAACAUCUGCCUUACGAGAUUCUUGUGAACGUGGAUGCUGGGAUCAAACUAUAAAUCAGACUUUAUUCUUUCUUGGAGUGAACAGUGGAGUGAACCCGGGCUUUAUUUCAGCCUAGUAUCAUCUGAUAUGAUUGAAUGAAACUCUGAUUAAUUCCAUUCCGCUCUCGUCUUACUUCAGUGUUAUGCAGAGUUAUUUCAAGGAAUCACGUCGCCGAGAGUCAGCUUGAAUUCAUUGCCAGUGUUUCGCUAAUGAACCCGCUGUGCCGUCUGAUAGCAGCUAAAUGAAACUAACUUAAUGAGAUUUUUGUUUACAUAGUGUUUCCCGCCUCAUUCAGUUAUUCAAUCUAAUUCGAUGCAAGUUAAUUACCACCACUGAUUUCCCCCUUCGUUUUUUCCCUGCCCCCUUUAACCCUCCUUUGAGUUUAAUCAAGCCAACUCAAUUGCGGUGUAUGUCAUUAGCGCGAGUUCGGAAAAUUGGUAAACACUCCACUCCAAUUUGUGGAGGAGCGCAAAGAGAGGGGUCUAUUUUCUCUGCCUAUUGUAAGGGCCGACAAAGGUUUGGUUACGGAGCCCGAGUUUAAUUCAUUACGGGUCCAUUCAAUCCAGCGAAGAGUAGAUAAAGUAUCGGUGCAUUUCAUCGGUCUGCCUACCCCGUAUCCUUCAUUAGAUGUUAGAAGCUCGGAUCAUCUCCGACAUAAAAAUACAUUCAUCAGGAGCAUCUCACUCUCCGUCUUCUUCGUCAUCUUAGGAUUGCCAGCGAGGAGCUGCCAUAGUGACUGUCUGCAUUGCCUCUUUGUACAUCUUUGUACGGCAUAUUUUCAUACCGAGUGAAAGAUAUUACCCUCUCCGCAACUCUUUCAUACCAAUCUUUAUUUUUUAUAGAGGAGAUAAAAUAAAUAUUUGCUAACAGUGGAACAUUUUCUCUCUUCCUGACGACUAUUUUUCAUUGUGAAUUUUAAUCUUGGAAAGGAUUACAUUUCAAGAUCUCAAGAUUUCAAGGAGGAUUUUCAGAAGAAAGGCGACGUAAUUGCAAAAUAACUGUCGACCUCUCAAAUCCGACGAAGCUGAUUGAACAAGGAGGGACGAACGACGUGAAUAGAUUAUUAUAUCGAGUUUUAAUAAUAGGCAUUGUGCACCUGUGCAUACACAGAACCAACCCUCGCUUAUACCCCUUCGAUGAGCCCGCCAUCAACAAACAUGUCUCAUACUCAGGAUAGGAGCCAGAUUGUAGACAAAGCUAACAAUAUGGACAGCACCAAAGAGAACAGACCGACACCGACGACGAACAACAACAACAACAACAAUAACAACAGCAACAAUAACAACAACAACAACAAUGCUGUACGAUGUUGCGCGGGUUGUGGUGGCAAGAUCAUUGAUCGAUUCCUGCUGCAUGCCGUGGAUCGAUUCUGGCACACGGGGUGUCUCAAGUGUUCCUGCUGCAACGUUCAACUCGGUGACAUAGGACACUCAUGUUUCUCGAAGGGAGGGAUGAUUCUCUGCAAGAAAGAUUACCUCAGGUGAGUACCUUUCACGGAACAUUAUCGAUAAGGUGGUGGAGCCGAUAUGGAUGGCGGAUGUGGCUCUAGGUGUGUGGGCCGCUUAAGUGAGUGGGCCGAGUUAUUGU
Messenger RNA from Strongylocentrotus purpuratus (purple sea urchin), 2616 nucleotides. RefSeq names its product LIM domain transcription factor LMO4-B. Lineage: Eukaryota; Metazoa; Echinodermata; Echinoidea; Camarodonta; Strongylocentrotidae. The transcript is spliced from 2 exons. Bases 2166 to 2513 code for a protein of 115 amino acids. The record is from RefSeq and is a predicted model, not a curated record.